This is a messenger RNA of Aricia agestis (brown argus), 2761 nucleotides long. Its product is annotated as zinc finger protein 658B-like. The transcript is spliced from 5 exons. The record is from RefSeq and is a predicted model, not a curated record. Gene Ontology annotation, biological process: regulation of transcription by RNA polymerase II. The coding region runs from base 170 to 2695 and encodes 841 amino acids. Gene Ontology annotation, molecular function: zinc ion binding; RNA polymerase II cis-regulatory region sequence-specific DNA binding; DNA-binding transcription activator activity, RNA polymerase II-specific. NCBI's taxonomy places the organism in Eukaryota, Metazoa, Arthropoda, Insecta, Lepidoptera, Lycaenidae. Gene Ontology annotation, cellular component: nucleus.
UAGUUUAUAAAUUAAACUUAAAUACUUAUUUUGCAGCAAGAUUUCAAGUAGUUUUAUAGUCCGUUAAACAAAUUUUCAAUACCCUGCCCAGCCAAGUGUACCGUUGGGAUUGAUAUCCUACUUUUUACAAUAUUAGAAUUUGGGAAACUUAUUAUUAUUUUUCUUAUCAAUGGAUUUGCUGGCUGCUAAAGACCUGCCGUGUAUAAAUGACCGCUGUCGAACAUGUAUGAUGGAAAUAUUUACUGGAAUCACUGCAGUUAAUAUUUUUGAGCGCAACAUACAAAACAUUAGUGUAGCUGAAAUUCUUCACUCGUUUACAGCUCUCACUUUUGAUUUAAAUGACCAACUUCCAAAAGUUGUAUGUCACCUGUGUUAUGAGAAGCUCUACAGUUUUUAUCAAUUUAUACUACACAUAGAAAAUGUUGACACAAAAUUCCAAGAAGAACUCAAAGACAAAGACCAUUCAUCAUUCGAAAGUGAUGGAAUCAUGAAAAAGGAUUUCAAUUUUCAAGAGGUACCUGUAGACCUAAAUUCAUUACGAGAAAAUGAAGGAAGUUUAAGUAUGAAGGAAGAAAUUUGCGAGGAAGAAAAUGGUGGGUUAGAGAAUUUUAUAAAAUUUGAAGUAGUACAAGAAUAUGUUUGCAAUAUAUGUUACAAAUAUUUUAGCAACAACGGAAACUAUCUAAGACAUAUUAAGAAACAUUCCUCGAGUGAUGUAAAUAAUAGAAUAAGCCAAGCAGAACAUCCUAACCAAGAAUCAUUUGACUAUAAGACUGGUUCUAUUGAAACAAAAGUUAAUCCUCUAGAAGACAACAUAAAUUCAGAUAAUGAAGCAGAUGAGAAUGACAUUAAACAUAGUUUACAAGAAAAACCUGCCCAACACAUUACAGAAACCUCAGAAAAGGAGGGUAUUGUUUGUGAAAUUUGUAACAGAUGUUUCCGGAACAAAAACUCCUUGUCAGCACACAUGAAAAUACAUGUUGUUAAAGGUAGGGUAUUGUCAUGUCCAGCUUGUGGCAAAGUAUUUAAUACAGCCUACCAUUUGAAACGACACCAGAACGAAGUACAUAAAGAUCAUGAUGAAACGAGCACAAAUUUGGCACAUAUUAAGAAACAUUCCUCGAGUGAUGUAAAUAAAAUAAAACAUCCUAACCAGGAUGACUCAUGUGACUAUAAGACUGGUUAUAUUGAAAUAAAUGUUAAUCCUGUAGAAUACAACAUAAAUUCAGAUAAUGAAGCAGAUGAGAAUGACAUUAAACAUAGUUUACAAGAAAAACCAGCCCAACACAUUACAGAAACCUCAGUAAAGGAGGGUAUCGUUUGUGAAAUUUGUAACAGAUGUUUCCGGAACAAAAACUCCUUGUCAGCGCACAUGAAAAUACAUGUUGUUAAAGGUAGGGUAUUGUCAUGUCCAACUUGUGGCAAAGUAUUUAAUACAGCCUACCAUUUGAAACGACACCAGAACGAAGUACAUGAAGAUCAUGAUGAGACGAGCACAAAUUUGGCACAUAUUAAGAAACAUUCCUCGAGUGAUGUAAAUAAAAUAAAACAUCCUAACCAAGAUGACUCAUGUGACUAUAAGACUGGUUAUAUUGAAAUAAAUGUUAAUCCUGUAGAAGACAAUAUAAAUUCAGAUAAUGAAGCAGAUAAGAAUGACAUUAAACAUAGUUUACAAGAAAAACCUGCCCAACACAUUACAGAAACCUCAGUAAAGGAGGGUAUCGUUUGUGAAAUUUGUAACAGAUAUUUCCAGAACAAAAACUCCUUGCCAGCACACAUGCGAAUACAUGUUGUAAAAGGUAGGGUAUUGUCAUGUCCAACUUGUGGCAAAGUAUUUAAUACAGCCUACCAUUUGAAACGACACCAGAACGAAGUACAUAAAGAUCACGAUGAGACAAGCACAUAUUUGGCAAAGGAAGAUGCAGAACACUUGUCACCUACUUCAAUAAAAAAUAUGUGUAUAAUUUGUAAACGGAGGUUUAAAAGUCAACAAUCAGUGGCCGCACAUAUGAAAAUACAUGGUUAUAAAGAAAGAGUGUUAGCAUGUUCAAAAUGUGGCAAAGUAUUCCCCAGGGAAUAUAAUUUAAAACGACACGAGUUAUCACAUGAAGAAAAACGUAAAUAUAAGUGUGGUUUCUGUAGUGAAUCAUAUUUGACUGAAGAAAUACUAGAACAGCAUUUGAAACAACACGGUGAAACAAAAAUUUGUUCUGUCUGUCAGAAAACAUUUGCCGAUAUGCUUGCACUGAAUAUGCAUGUUUUUAAAUUACAUAGACGUAAACUAUACCUGUGUUCGUACUGCGGCAAGAAGUUUGAGUCUAGUCGACAGUUACAUUCACACCAACAAAGGCAUAUGGGCAUUAAAAGAUUUGCCUGCACCCUAUGUCCAAAAAAAUUUAUUAGCAAAGGAGAACUAAGAGACCACGUAGCAACUCAUACUGGGGAGAGACACUACAAGUGUAAACAGUGUAAUGCAGCGUUCAAAAACAGAAGCACACUCGACCAACACACGUUUAGGCAUCUACGUAUCAAGCCAUAUCACUGUGAUGUAUGUCCAAAAACGUUCGUAACGAAGAAUGCUCUGAAAUGCCACAACCGUAUCCAUACGGGUGAGAAGCCGCACUCCUGUGACAUCUGUGCUCAAGCCUUCGGAAGCAAUUACAGCCUCGUCAAACACCGCAGGAGGCACCACUGAUGUGACCAUUGCACGGAGAGUUUCCGCCUCAAGACAGAGCUGACACAUCACAUCACUCAGCACUAU